AUGAGUUCCAUCGGCGAUGCCACCACCACCACACCGGAGGCAAACUCUGCCAAGCCACUGCGAUCACCGCUCCAGCUAAGAGGAGUCUUGGAUAACUUUGAGUCCUUUGAUGUUACCCCAGUAAUUGGACGAGAAUUCCCCAAUGCCAGCCUUAAGGAAUGGCUAGAAGCGCCUAAUUCCGAUGAACUCCUGCGGGACCUGGCCAUCACUGUAUCGCAACGCGGUGUCGUCUUUUUCCGAAGGCAAAAUGACCUUACCAGCGACCUACAAAAGGAGUUGGUCGAUCGUAUGGGCAAGCUGAGCGGCAAGCCCGCUACCUCUGGCCUACAUAUUCACCCCGUGAACAACGCGAGUCGAAAGAUGGGCGGGGACGAUGACCACAUCAGCACCAUAAGCUAUGAACAGCGAAAGAUGUACGGUCGCACGCUGUACAAGACAAAGCAAAGUGCCAAGGAAGGAUGGCACAGCGACAUUACUUUUGAGCCGUGCCCGAGCGACUAUGCGAUUCUGCGACUUACCCAGCUGCCGCGCACUGGAGGUGAUACCCUGUGGGCCUCUGGAUACGAAGUCUACGAUCGAAUCUCUAAGCCGUAUCAAAAGUUCUUGGAGGGCUUGACUGCCACUUCUACCCAGCCUCUGUUCAAGGAAACCGCGGCCAAGAACGACUUUGCGAUACACCCAGGUCCUCGUGGCAGUCUCGAAAAUGUGGGAACAAGCCUCACUACCGUGCACCCUGUAGUUCGCACCAACCCGGUCACGGGGUGGAAGAGCAUCUUUGCCGUCGGUCACCACAUGCAGCGAAUCAACGAUGUUUCCGAUGCCGAAAGCCAGCAUCUACUCCAGUGGUUCGUACGGCUGAUUGUCGAUAACCACGACCUGCAAGUCAGGCACCGCUGGCAGAAUCCUAAUGAUGUCGCCAUCUGGGACAACCGGAGCACUUUCCAUACGGCCACUUUUGACUAUGAGGGACUGGGAUCCCGGUCGGGACAACGGGCUGUAAGCGUGGGGGAAAGACCUUAUUUUGAUCCCUCCAGCGUUGGAAGACAGGAGGCCUUGGCACAGGACAUUGAGAAAUCGGGAUAA
Messenger RNA from Pestalotiopsis fici W106-1, 1083 nucleotides. RefSeq lists its product as uncharacterized. Gene Ontology annotation, cellular component: cytoplasm. Gene Ontology annotation, molecular function: 2-oxoglutarate-dependent dioxygenase activity. The transcript is spliced from 4 exons. The record is from RefSeq and is a predicted model, not a curated record. Lineage: Eukaryota; Fungi; Ascomycota; Sordariomycetes; Amphisphaeriales; Sporocadaceae. Bases 1 to 1083 code for a protein of 360 amino acids.